Episyrphus balteatus (marmalade hoverfly) is the source of this 2082-nucleotide messenger RNA. RefSeq names its product putative inorganic phosphate cotransporter. Gene Ontology annotation, cellular component: plasma membrane. Gene Ontology annotation, molecular function: transmembrane transporter activity. The coding region runs from base 456 to 1928 and encodes 490 amino acids. The record is from RefSeq and is a predicted model, not a curated record. Lineage: Eukaryota; Metazoa; Arthropoda; Insecta; Diptera; Syrphidae. Gene Ontology annotation, biological process: transmembrane transport; monoatomic anion transport. The transcript is spliced from 4 exons.
CUGCAACUGUUCGGACGUGCCGCCUGCUAUUCUGGCAAACAAAACAACAAAAACUGAUCGCUCUCGCAUGUUUGCGCGAAGCUAAAACCCAAACAAAAUUAUUGAAGCCUAGCCCGACGGUAACGCUAGAAGCGGCUGAUCAUUCGCCUUUUAACUCUGUUCAACUUAAGUCGAACGUAAUACAAAUGUGCAAUUUAAUUUAAGACAGACAUUUAGUCGUCAUAUUGUAGGUAUUCUUUACCUACUUUGCUGUUGUCGUCGUCGUCGUCGUCUUGGUUUUGUGAUUCGGUGGAAUUAAAGCUAGAAAAUAACAGUGUCUUCUCCAUAACAGCAACAAAUAGUAAUUAUUUUUAGUGCUAGUUUAAAAAAAGAGGAGAGUCGGUUUUUUCAUUUUUAUUGUUAACAAAAAUCGGUUGCAAUUCAUUCGAACUUUCAAACGGUUUUAACGAGGAACCAUGAAGACCCCAUUCGACAUGAGCACGAUGGAUAAAGCCAAGGAAGCUGCAAAUGAACCUACAAAACCAAACUCUAUUUUCGGAGUUCGUCACGUGCAAUGUGCUCUAAUUUUCUUUGCCCUAGCUGUGACUUAUGGCCUUCGAGUGAAUAUGUCAGUUGCUAUUGUCGUUAUGACAGAUAAUACCACCAAUCCAAAUUAUCCAGAAUACCACUGGGAAGAAAAAGCCAGAUCAGUAAUUUUGAGCAGUUUUUUCUGGGGUUAUGUUAUCACUCAAGUUCCUGCCGGACAAUUGGCUCAAAAAUUCGGAGCUAAAUUAGUUGUCUUCUGGGGUCUCACAAUCUGCUCAAUUCUGGCAAUUCUUACACCAAUCUGUGCUGAAAUUGGUGGAUCAGCUUUAGUUAUAGCUUUGCGUGUCAUUCAAGGACUUUGUCAAGGAACCGUUUUCCCUUCAACUCACACAUUGGUCGCCAAAUGGGCGCCACUUAAAGAACGUGGAAGAUUAGGAACCAUAUCAUAUUCUGGUGCACAAUUCGGUACAGCUGUAAUGUUGGCUGUCAGUGGAGAAUUAGCAUCUUCGUCAAUGGGUUGGCCAAGUAUUUUCUACGCUUCCGGUGGAAUGGGUUUAGUUUGGGCAGUUUUAUGGUUCUUUUUCGCCUCAAGUUCUCCAUCAGAAAACCGAUUUGUUUCUGAAGAAGAAAAGGCCUACAUCGAAUGGGUACCAACAAUUGAAAAUAGUGAACCCAAAUCAGCACAAAAAUUAUCGACUCCAUGGAAAAGUAUCUUCACUUCAAUGCCAUUCUUGGUUCUUCUGCUGUCGCAUUGUUCUAAUAACUGGGGCUUCUGGACUUUAUUAACCGAAAUGCCAACUUACAUGAAGAAUAUUUUGGACUUAAAUAUUAAGGACAGUGCUAUCCUUUCAUCACUUCCUUACUGGGGAAUGUUUGGAAUGUGUUUUGUAUUCGUAUUCAUCUCAGAGCUAUUGAACAGGAAUCCAUGCAUGAGUCUCUCAUUCAGCAGGAAGUUCUUCAAUUCCCUUGGUUUGUGGGUGCCAAUGAUCGGUUUGAUUGGAAUGGGUUACAUGAAUAAGGAUCAUGUUGAAUGGGCUGUAGUUUUGUUAACUCUGACAGUGAGUAUGAAUGCUGCAUGCUAUUUGGGCUUCCAAAUGAAUCAUAUUGAUUUGUCACCAAAUUACGCUGGAACCUUGAUGGGAAUUACGAAUGGUGCAGCGAAUAUUAUGAGUAUCAUUGCUCCACUUCUUGUUGGAUUUAUUGUUACAGAUGAGAAAAAUCCUUCUCAAUGGAGGAUAAUCUUUUUCAUUGCUGCUGCAGUCUAUCUAGUCGGAAAUUCAUUGUUUAUUGCUUUUGGAAAAGUUGAAACACAACCAUGGAAUGAACCUAAAAAGAGUGUUACAAAUGGACAAACUUCUGCACAAAAUCCUACACGCAUAAUUGUAGUAGAGUCACGUUAUUAAAGUGUGAAUUUAAAAAAGAAAUUGUAUACGAGUAUUUAAAAAAAAAAUAUAAAAGUCGUGAUCUAGUCAUAAGUGCUAAAAAACCAAUACUUACUUAAAAAAGUAGUCAAGUCUUUGAAAAGAAGAUAAAGCAACGAACGAAUGAAUUUAUAGA